AUGCAUCCCAAAAAUCCCGAAGCCGCCAGUCCAAAAUCUGCUCCACAUCAGGAGCAGUAUCCCGAAGGGCAAUGGACGACUGGUCUCUAUGAUUGUUGCGACGAUCCCUCUAAUUGCUUAACCACCUGUUUCUGUCCAUGCAUCACCUUCGGCCGGAUAGCUGAGAUAAUUGAUAGAGGGGAUAGAUCACGUGGACUCUCGUGCCUCGUCUACUAUGCUAUGAACUCCAUCCAUUGUGCAUGGCUCUACGGUGGCCUGUACCGAACCAAACUACGACAAGUCUUUUCACUUCCUGAGACUCCAUGCGGAGAUAAUUUGGUUCAUUGCUGCUGCUGCCUCUGCUCCCUCUCUCAGGAGUACAGAGAGCUCAAGAACCGAGGGGUAGAUCCCUCCAUAGGUUGGCAAGCUAAUGUUGAGAAGUGGAAACGGGGUGGACUCAAACCACCAAUUUCCCCACCAGGAAUGAACCGUUGA
Molecule: messenger RNA, 474 nt
Organism: Theobroma umbraticum
Lineage: Eukaryota; Viridiplantae; Streptophyta; Magnoliopsida; Malvales; Malvaceae
Source: RefSeq, a predicted model, not a curated record